Molecule: messenger RNA, 1769 nt
Organism: Onychostoma macrolepis
Lineage: Eukaryota; Metazoa; Chordata; Actinopteri; Cypriniformes; Cyprinidae
Gene: hsd17b14
Product: hydroxysteroid (17-beta) dehydrogenase 14
Exons: 9
Coding region: 303-1106 (267 amino acids)
Biological process (GO): steroid catabolic process
Cellular component (GO): cytosol
Molecular function (GO): estradiol 17-beta-dehydrogenase [NAD(P)+] activity
Source: RefSeq, a predicted model, not a curated record
AUUGAGACUGUUCUCAGUUCAGCUCAGUCUGCUGGAGCACCGCUGUUGAGUUAGGAAGAGCUGGGGAAACCGGAAUAGGAUCAUAUUUCAAGACGGAUUUGGCGAACCGGUUCAUCAAGUUUAUUAAAAUAGCUUCAAAAUAUCGAUUCGUCCAGGAAGCGAUCAUCUCUAGUUGACACACACAUGACAUCGGUUACUACUUCUCUCUGUCAGAUGAUUUUAGUUCAUUAGAAACAGCUUACUCGAGUGUCAGCCUGUGCAGAAACUUGACAUUAUUUACAUUUGAAGCAUAAAGUAGUAACAUGGCUUGUGCUCAGCGUUAUGUCAACAAAGUUGUCAUCGUUACUGGGGGCACUAGAGGCAUUGGAAGGGGCAUCGUUAAAGUGUUUGUGCAAAACGGAGCCAAAGUUGUGUUCUGCGCACAAGAGACUGAGCUGUCUGCUGGCCAGUCUCUUGAGUCUGUGCUGAAUGAGGAAGGACCUGGGUCAUGCACGUUUGUGUCAUGUGACCUGACAAAAGAGGACGACAUCAAGCGAUUAAUCAAUGUGACGAUGGAGAGGUUUGGACAAAUAGACUGUUUGGUGAACAACGCUGGGUGGCACCCCCCUCACAAGACCACAGAUGAAACCACUGCGGAAGAGUUUAGAGACCUGCUUAAUCUGAACCUCAUCAGUUACUUCCUUACUUCAAAGUAUGCGCUGCCAUAUCUGCGUAAAACACAAGGAAACAUCAUCAAUUUGUCCAGCCUUGUCGCCUCAAUAGGUCAGAAAGAUGCGGCUCCCUAUGUGGCAACCAAGGGGGCGAUCACCGCCAUGACUAAAGCAAUGGCUGUGGAUGAGAGUCGCUAUCAAGUGAGAGUGAACUGCAUCUCUCCAAGCAAUAUAAUGACGCCUCUGUGGAAGGAGCUUGCUGGCCGCACAGAGGACGCUGCUGCCACUAUUAAAGGGGGAGAAAAUGCUCAGCUGAUUGGUCGAAUGGGAACGGAGACUGAGAGCGGAUUAGCUGCCCUCUUCUUGGCAGCUGAUGCCACUUUCUGUACUGGGAUAGAUUUGUUUCUGAGCGGAGGGGCUGAACUGAACUACGGCUUCAAAAGCCAAAUUCCAUAGCCGGACAGUGAAGGAAAGGCCCAUGACGUGAUAAUAUGGCUUCAUUCCUCGUCUCAGACAGCUUGUUUCAUGCUGCUUCUCAGUGCAACUAUUUGCAGACUUUUGCAAAUGUUUUCUAAAUCAUCGCACCAUUUCAAAUCAUUGUGCAAAAUGAUUUGCACAAAUCAUAUUUGAGUUUGUUUAAUAUUAAACACUCACAUUAUUGAAAGUUUACUGAAGUUCUAAGCAAUUACAAAUUGUUUUUCUUUUACUUGCCAUUUCGCACUUUCAUGCCUCCUCAUGAUCAGGUAAAUGGUGCAAUAAUUGUUCAAUUUAAAACCAACUGCAAUUGUUUGUAUAUCUAAUAGUAAUAUGAAUUUUUGGGGUACCUGUGAAAUCUUAAUUAAUUAAAUGCUGAGUUUUUUUUUUCUUUCAUAUUUUAAUGCAAAUAUUAGCUAAAUAAUAUAUGAUUAUAAGGGACCUGCACUGUUAAUUGCAUUACCUUGAAUGUGCAAAGACUUACUGGUGUUUACAUGUAAACAUUCCCUGGACUGUUUGUUACACAAUAAUCCAUUUUUAAUUGCGAUGUAGUGAUUUUUUAAAAAUCUUUAAUGACUUUUGACAGGUUGUGAUUUCCUUCAUACACAAAAUUAUUUGUAUUCAUUAAAAAGCUUAAUUAAUUUA